UUCAAGGCUGCCCUGUCGCAGCCGCUUGUUCUCUCUUCCGCCUGUUUUCUGGGAGUCCUUCUGUCCCGCUCCCACCCCCCGGGUCUCUCAGCAGUCACGGCGGGAGUGGGUGUGUCGAUGCGAGGCAGCGUAGUUGGUGCUCGUGCGCACUCUGAAAAAGAGGAAAAAAAGUUGGUGAUGAGUUUAGAGUGAAGAGCCGCCCGCCUCGGAGCAGGCUAACAGUCCAAGAAUGGCAGUUUGGACCAGAGCGGAUAAAAACGGUCAACUGGACCUUCUGCUCCGGGACCGCUGGAUCCGAGUGGCCGCCGAACUCACGCGAGAAACGCUGACUUUAACGGCCGAAGCAGAGGUAACCGGACAGGGGGGCGACCACUGGGACUACUCUUCCGCUGGCUUGCGAAAUGGCAUGUCGAACGGAAACGACCCGGGAGUGGGUCUGGGGAGCCCUGGCCGCAGUCCGUCACUGGGUCAAGACCAACUUCAGAACCAUGGGGUUCGCGGGCGAAAUGGCAGUCCGGGUCGAGGAGGCGUCAGUCGGGGUCAGUACGAUGGAAACCACGGUGUAAACAGCGCUGGGAAGUACCCGAUUAACGGCACGAACUCUGACUUCGGAAGCCCGGGUUCCAGCUACGGCAGUCCGGGGUCAAGCUUCGGGUCGAAACAAGGCGACAUCCCGGUCAACCUGGACGGCUCCUCCGAAGCUGUGCGAAAAGUCCGAGUAGUCAAACAAGAAUCUGGCGGGCUCGGGAUCAGUAUCAAGGGGGGUCGCGAGAACCGGAUGCCCAUCCUCAUCUCCAAGAUCUUUCCCGGGCUCGCCGCAGAUCAGAGCCGGGCUCUCCGGGUGGGUGACGCGAUCCUAUCGGUGAACGGGAACGACCUCCGGGAGGCAACGCACGACAUGGCGGUCCAGGCGCUGAAGAAGGCCGGGAAAGAAGUGACGCUGGAGGUGAAGUACAUCCGUGAGGUGUCUCCGCUCUUCAAGAAGCCCUCCCUGGUUGCCGACCUGCCUUGGGACGGCGUUCGCCCGCAAUCGCCCAGCUACAGCGGCAGCGACGACUCGGGCUCGCCCAAACACAGCGGCUCCACCAAAGACAGGAAGGUCAUCAGCCUGAAGAUGUGCUUCAUCAGCAGGAACCUCACCAUGCCAGAUCUGGAGAACAGACUGCUGGAGCUGCAUUCUCCGGACGGCCAGCACACGGUGGUUCUGCGCUGUAAAGACGGACCGACCGCCAACUCCUGGUUCACCGCCGUACACACCAACAUCGCCGCCCUGCUGCCUCAAACCCUCGCACACGUCAACGCCUACCUGGGGGCUUCAUCUGCAGCCUCCACACACCCCCAUCUCAAACACAUCGGCUGGCUGGCUGAACAGAUCCAGCUGGAAGGCGGACGGCAGCAGUACCGGCCCGUUGUCAUGGCGCUGACAGAAAAAGACAUCCUUCUGUUUGAGUCGGUGCCGUGGAGCAGAGAGUCCUGGUCCAUGCCUCUCAUCACACACCCGGUGCUCGCCACCAGACUGGUCCACUCUGGAAGUGCGCAGGGUUCUCCAUCCCAGGGUUCUGACCUGGUGUUCGCCACCCGGACCGGCACCGGGCGGGGCGUAGAGUCCCACAUCUUCAGAGUGGAGACUCACUGGGACCUGUCCACGUGGACUCGCGCUCUUGUGCAGGGGGUGCACGCUGCUGCUGAGCUCAUCAAAGAAGUUUCCAUUGGCUGCACGUUGAACAGACAGGAUGUUCGGCUCAUGCUUCACUAUGAAAACGGCUUCACUGUGACGAGGGAGCUGGUGGACCAAACCGGGGGCUCCGUGCUCUUCAGGUACCCCUACAACAAGCUCAAAAUGUCCGCCGACGAUGGAAUACGGAAUCUUUAUCUGGACUUCGGAGGUCCUGAGGGAGAAAUGGUGUUCGACCUCCACUCGGGCCCGAAGCCUGUUGUGUUCGUCCUCCACUCCUUCCUCUCGGCGAAGCUCGCUCGUAUGGGCCUUCUGACGUGAAGCAUGUAACGGCGACAACAAAAACUUAAGGACUUCUUUUACAAUUUAUUACAUUUUGUCCAGUUUCCUAAAUCCCAGCUGCUGGUAGACCUGAGGUGGCGCUGCGGGGGGGGGGGGGGGGAGUGUAAGGCGUGGGUCAUUUUGCUUAUUGUCUUAAAAGUAUGCCUUCCAGCUUCCCGUCAGCCUCGGCAAUCACCUGUACUGCGAGCUGAGAUAACACGGAGGGCAGUAAGAAGACUUUUUCAACAAACAGAUGAUAGGAGUCUCAUAACAUUCCACAAAAUAAUGUUUUAAACUUUAUGUAAGGAAAGGUAAGAUGCAGUGAUGUGCUCAAGCUAUGGAAAAACCUGUGCACGCCAAGCACACGUUGAAGCAUGUCCAACAAAGGAAAAGUGUUUUUAGAUAAAUAACUGAGUUAAAUGCUCCUCUCUGCCUAUAAUUCCGUAACAGCCUUCCAACAUCCUUUAGGUGUUUUUUACAGCGUUUGUUUGUUGUGUCAGAAUGAGGAAGAUGCUGUUGUAGAGUCACGGUACAGUUU
Nematolebias whitei (Rio pearlfish) is the source of this 2534-nucleotide messenger RNA. RefSeq names its product syntrophin, beta 2 (gene sntb2). Bases 230 to 1996 code for a protein of 588 amino acids. Gene Ontology annotation, molecular function: protein binding; structural molecule activity. Gene Ontology annotation, cellular component: dystrophin-associated glycoprotein complex; intracellular anatomical structure; synapse. The record is from RefSeq and is a predicted model, not a curated record. The transcript has 7 exons. NCBI's taxonomy places the organism in Eukaryota, Metazoa, Chordata, Actinopteri, Cyprinodontiformes, Rivulidae.